Saccharomyces paradoxus is the source of this 3132-nucleotide messenger RNA. RefSeq names its product AAA family ATPase peroxin 1 (gene PEX1). NCBI's taxonomy places the organism in Eukaryota, Fungi, Ascomycota, Saccharomycetes, Saccharomycetales, Saccharomycetaceae. Gene Ontology annotation, biological process: protein import into peroxisome matrix. The transcript has a single exon. Gene Ontology annotation, molecular function: ATP hydrolysis activity; ATP binding. The coding region runs from base 1 to 3132 and encodes 1043 amino acids. Gene Ontology annotation, cellular component: peroxisome; cytosol; peroxisomal membrane. The record is from RefSeq and is a predicted model, not a curated record.
AUGACAGCUACUAAGAGCCUAAAGUUUGAAAAUUUGAGAAUACAAUUCUCCAAUGAUAUAGUAGGAAACUUUUUAAGGUUACCACAUUCAAUUAUAAACGUGUUAGAAUCAACCAGCUAUGCGAUCCAAGAAUUCGGUAUAGCUGUCCAUUAUCAUAAUUCAGAUACGCCUAUCGUUCAUCUUGGUUGGGAUGGCCAUGAUUCUGGAUUGAAUGAGAAUACUGUUCUUAUCAAUCCUGUUUUAGCCACCGUAUACAACUUUAACCAAAGGUCUCCAUUGGUGGACUUGUACAUCCAGCGAUAUGACCAUACACACCUAGCUACGGAGGUGUAUGUUACGCCAGAGACAAGUGAUGAUUGGGAAAUUAUUGACGCCAAUGCAAUGAGGUUUCAAAAUGGUGAAAUUUUGCACCAAACCCGUAUAGUCACUCCUGGUGAAACUUUGAUUUGUUAUUUGGAAGGGAUAGUUACAAAAUUCAAAAUUGACAGAAUAGCACCAUCAAUAAGGUCUGCAAGGAUUACGGAUGGCUCGUUGGUCAUUGUGGCACCAAAGGUCAAUAAAACACGUUUAGUGAAGGCUGAACAUGAUCAUAAUAAUAAUACAAUGCCAAAAAGUGAUACCUUCCAACUUUUAAAGAAGGUAAUACUGAGGAGCACUGUAUGCAAAAUGGACCGGCCUAAAAAUAAUCUUUUUGUUGUAUAUGUCAAUGACGGAAUGCAAUUGCCCUCUCAAAAGGGGUAUGCUUCCAUCGUUAAGUGCAACCCAAUGCAAUCCAAGAAAGGUGAUUCAGAUAACAAAAUAGUUGGUAUGCACCCAAAAAAGAUUGGCGUUUCCAUUAAAUGCGAUAGUCAGAUACCUGAAAAUCACAUUGCAUUAAGCGCAUAUCUUUGGGAAGCAUUCUUCACAUAUCCAAUUAACGGAGCUAAAAUCAAACUAGAAUUUUUACAAGUAAGCCAAAAAAAUAUGAUAUCUGGGAGGAACGUAAUAGUUAAUAUCAAAUAUUUUGGUAAGGACAUUUCUACCAAGAGUGGGAAUCAAUACAUUAAGUUAUUGGGGGGUAGCUUUUUGACAAAUAACUUAAUACUUCCUAUAGAACAAAUCAUGGUUGAAAUAAGAAAGGGUAAUUCCGUGCAGCAGUUAUGUAAUUUAAAUGGAAUUGCCAAUGAUUCCGUUCAAUGGAAAAUAAGCCAGUUGGGUAAGGAUGAAGCUAAAGACAUUAUCGAAGGGCAUUUGCCUAAAGUUUACCACAUUGAGGAAACCGGUAAAGUUUUACACACUAGUAAAGAUGAAGAUGAUUUUAUUAUUGUAAAUAAUAUCAAGCAAGAAAUGGUCGAAUACUUGACAUCGCCUAUCAUUGCAUCACCAGCUGUUAUAUUAGAUGGGAAGCAGGGGAUUGGUAAAACAAGGUUAUUAAAAGAACUUACGAAUGAACUAAAAAAGGAACACCACAUUUUCGUUAAGUAUGCAGAUUGUGAAACGUUGCACGAAACAUCAAAUUUGGAUAAAAUCCAAAAAUUGAUUAUGGAAUGGUGCUCUUUUUGUUAUUGGUAUGGUCCUUCUUUGAUUGUACUGGAUAAUGUUGAGGGUCUAUUUGGCAAACCUCAAUCCAGUGAGGGAGAUCCGUCUAAUAAUGGUCAAUGGGAUAAUGCAAGCAAACUCUUGAAUUUUUUCAUUAAUCAGGUGGCGAGAAUCUUUAGCAAGGAUAAUAGACGCAUCAGGGUUUUAUUUUCAGGUAAAGAGAAAACUCAAAUCAAUCCGCUAUUGUUCGAUAAGCAUUUUGCUUCAGAAAGUUGGUCUUUAAGAGCACCUGACAAACACGCAAGAGCGAAGUUACUGGAGUAUUUCUUCUCGAAAAACCAGCUCAUGAAACUAAAUCGAGACGUGCAGUUCAGUGAUUUGUCAUUAGAGACAGAAGGAUUUUCGCCAUUAGAUUUGAAAAUAUUCACAGAAAAGAUAUUCUACGAUUUACAGUUGCAAAAAAAUUGCGAUGACGUUGUAACAAGAGAGCUUUUCUUGAAAUCGCUUGGCGGGUUUACACCUUCUGCGUUGCGUGGAGUGAAGCUAACAAAAGAAACCAACAUCAGAUGGGGAGAUAUUGGUGCAUUAGCUAGUGCCAAAGGCGUCCUCCUUGAAACCUUAGAGUGGCCCACAAAAUAUGAGCCUAUUUUCGCCAAUUGCCCCCUAAGAUUGAGAUCGGGAAUUUUACUUUAUGGGUAUCCUGGUUGUGGUAAAACGCUUCUGGCGAGUGCAGUAGCACAACAAUGUGGGUUGAACUUUAUCUCCGUCAAGGGACCUGAGAUCUUAAACAAGUUUAUAGGUGCCAGUGAACAAAACAUCAGAGAAUUGUUUGAAAGGGCACAAUCUGUCAAACCUUGUAUUCUAUUUUUUGACGAGUUCGAUUCUAUUGCGCCAAAGAGAGGGCAUGACUCCACUGGUGUUACAGACCGUGUAGUCAAUCAAUUAUUGACGCAAAUGGAUGGUGCUGAGGGCCUUGACGGUGUAUAUAUUCUAGCGGCUACAAGUAGACCUGAUUUGAUCGAUAGCGCAUUGUUAAGACCGGGGAGAUUAGACAAAAGUGUGAUCUGCAAUAUACCAACUGAAUCAGAGAGGUUAGAUAUCUUGCGAGCUGUUGUCAACUCAAAAGACAAGGAUACGGGACUGAAAAAGUUUGCACUAGAGGAAAAUGCAGACCUGACAUUGAUUGCUGAAAAGACAGCUGGCUUUUCUGGUGCUGACUUACAGGGGCUCUGCUACAACGCAUAUUUGAAAUCUGUACACAGAUGGUUGUCUGCCGUAAGGCAGCCAGAAGAGGUACCCGCUAACGAUAACAUAGAAUACUUUACUAUUAAUGAGAACGGACGCAGAGAAGAAAAUAGACUACGGCUAAAGACUCUGUUGCAGCAAGAUGUGGUGCACGAAACGAAGACAAGUACUUCAGGUGCUUCUGAGCGGACCGCUGUGGUCACAAUAAACGAUUUAAUAGAGGCUUGUCAAGAGACAAAACCUAGUAUUUCAAUGAGUGAAUUGGUCAAAUUGGGGGAAAUUUACGAUAGGUUUCAGAAGGAUAGGAACGGUGAGAUGCCCAAUGGUGAGAAUUCCAUUGACAUCGGUAGCCGACUCUCCCUUAUGUGA